Messenger RNA from Tetrahymena thermophila SB210, 660 nucleotides. Its product is annotated as ankyrin domain protein. The transcript has a single exon. Gene Ontology annotation, molecular function: RNA polymerase II-specific DNA-binding transcription factor binding. Gene Ontology annotation, cellular component: nucleus. Gene Ontology annotation, biological process: regulation of transcription by RNA polymerase II. Lineage: Eukaryota; Ciliophora; Oligohymenophorea; Hymenostomatida; Tetrahymenidae. The record is from RefSeq and is a predicted model, not a curated record.
AUGGGAAAUCAAUAGCUAAAUAGAAACGAAGAAGAAGAAAUUUAUAUAGAUUAGAGAGGUUUCAAAAUUUCCUAUGAAGAGCAGUAAUUACUUAAAAAGAAAUAUGGUGAUUAAAACAUCAAACUCAACAAACUUUGUUCUGAAGAUACAACAAUUAAUAAUGAUAAAAAUGCAUUUACUCUUAGGAAAAAAGAGAAAAAAAUUGUUAAAAACUAAGGAAAUAAAUAUUAAAGUAAUGGGAAUAUUGCUUCAUGUCUAGGAUGCAUGGCACAUGACUAGAAAGAAUUGCAUUUUGAUAAUAAUGAACUAAAUAUAAAUAUAGACUAGAGCAAGCCAAAGGGAAAAUUAACGAAUAAUUCAAUUGCAUAUUUAGCUCCUAGCGAAAUUAAUUUUUUCAAGAGCAGCGCUAGCAGAAACGUUAGUGCAAUAAGAUUCUUUUUGAAAAAGGGAGUUAAUAUUAAUAUUUUAGAUGAAGAAAGAACAUCUCCCUUGCAUGUUGCAAGUAGACAUGGGUCAGUUUAAGUGGUAGAAGAACUACUAAAUUGUGGAGCAGAUUGUGAUAUUACUGAUAUUGCUGGGUGGACACCUUUGCAUGUUGCCGCAUUCUUUUAAAGGGAUGCAGUCUGCGAGCUUUUAUUAAAAAAGGGCGCUAAGCACUGA